Molecule: messenger RNA, 1414 nt
Organism: Suillus discolor
Lineage: Eukaryota; Fungi; Basidiomycota; Agaricomycetes; Boletales; Suillaceae
Exons: 2
Coding region: 125-1414 (429 amino acids)
Source: RefSeq, a predicted model, not a curated record
GGAAGAAAGACAACAAACAGAUACAAAUAUUGACUAUCACCAGCGAGACCAACAAUUGAAGCCUUCUUUCUACAACCACCAAGUACGACCAUCGAACAACACCAAGAAACCUAUUCGCAGAUCUAUGGUUCGUCAAACUAACCGCAAGCUGGCAGCAUCGAAGAUGCGAUCAAGCACUCCGAUGUGUUCUGUCACCACCAUCAAGCAAUCCGCAGGCUCAUCUUCGGGCCUCAAACACCAGCACUUAAAGGAAGAACAUCUCAAGCGGCAACGGAGGCGGAGGCGGCUCGUUCCCAAGGUCCAAAAGGCAAGGCGUGAACGCUGGGCUCAAGCUGCUCAUGAAACACAACGAAUUGUUCUUGGGGAUGGCAAGUACGUCGAAGAGAAACUUUCUUCUACUCCUGUUUCAUGUUUCAUACCCCCUACCCAUGUCUCUUAUCCUGAUAACGCCUCACCACAAGUAAACCCUUCUCAUUCUCAUGGACAGCACACCAUGACCACAAAGCAUGUCACGCAUGACAUAUCAUUACAAAUCAUUUUGAGCAAGCAGGGAACAACGUUCUUCCCUCAUUUUUUGGCUGACUGGUGCAAGCCUCCUGCAGUCCCUCCUGCCCGAACCAAGUCAACGAGUUUUUCGUUCGUUUCUGGCUCUACGCUCACGGCUGCUCGGCAACUACACGAGCGGCGACCAGAUCUUACUCGUAGCUCGCCGUAUUCGCUCUCCACUACCUCGAUUGGAGUCCUUUCCUUCGCUUCACCCAAACGUCCCGGUGGAGGCUAUCUGCACGGCGGUAAUGAGCAAGAAGAGACUCUCGCUAGGUCUUCAUCGCUUGUAGCUAGUCUUUUGGCCGAUCAAGCCAAGGAGUUCUACACCACCCACAAGAAAUUUCUUAGUGUCGAUGGGGCUGGUGUUGUUGCCUUUCGUCAAGAUGAUAGUGAUAACGCAUCCCCACUCACGACUGUGUCGUCAAAUGACUUCAUCCCCCCUUAUCUUAUUAAUGUUCUCUCAGCUGUGCCUGUCAACGCAGCUGCAAUACGUCAAAACUACACCAUUACUGCAUCAACUGCUCAUAUCUUUAUGGACGGCAUACGUGACAAGAUGCGGGACCGCAUGGGAAGGGCGCUUCGCAUCUUUGAGGCACGCGGUGACCGAGCUCUUGUCCUCGGUGCGUUCGGGUGCGGUUCUAGCGAGAACAAAGUUGAAAUGGUCGCGGAGAUCUGGGCAGACCUCCUUGUACACGGGGAAAGCGAAGAGAAUCGUGAAGAUGGAAAGACGACUGUCCCACGUGCGGCGUUCAAAGACUCGUUUGAAGAAGUUGUGUUUGCUGUUCCCGGUAAAUUAUUUGAACCAUUCAAGAAGGCAUUUGAUAUGAGAGUUUUUGAAGCUGAGGUAUCUCGGGCAGUUAGUGAGUAG